GAGACAAGUACUGAAGUAACAUGAAACAUGCCUUUUUGUUUGCUAUGCGAGAGGCUCGUAAUUCCAGGACCCGUGGACCAAACGGGUUGCACAUCCUGAAAUAACCUCUCGACUCGCUAUCCUGGCUGUUAGCUGCCGAUAUAAUAACAAAGCUGGUCGUUAGUAAUCAGCGGAAGUGAAAUUGAGGGAGCCUUUGAAAAGAACACUAAAAAUAACCACCUGUUAUCUGAAAACUACGUUUAAAUGUGAUUUCUCAGGGUUGGUACCUCGUCAGGCUAUGGUGUCGAUGUUGUUAGCAACAUGUAGCUGGUCCAUUUAGCACGGUGUCACCACCGAAAGUUUCCCUUCUAAAAUUAGUUAUGCAAACAACAAUAUGCCUCCAGAAUCUCUCUUUAAAUGUAAGCAGUUGAAAUAAUGCACAUGUUGGGCGACAUUGUGUGGUGACGCCGAAGAGCUUUCACAAGAGGAAUUAACACCGCUUUCUUAGCUGUUUAUCUUGGAAUUAAACUUGUUCUUUGAAAGGAUUUCCCAUGGACUUACUUGGAUGUGGAAUUGGUUUGCUCAACAUCACAGUUCAGAACCGAAUAUUUAACAAGUUGUUAUAAUGGCAGUUUGCACGAUGUUUGUGACACAAAAUGGAAUGAAUGGGAUCUGUGCCAAAGGAACUGGGAGUUUUUUUCUCAGCAGCGUGAACAGCCUAGCUGUAUGAUUUAGUCAAAUCUUCCCAUGCUUGUGUGUGGUUGGUCGGCUGAUUGCUUGCGCUCAGUUGUUUUCAACAGCAGAUGGAGAGGAAGCGCUACCGAUCACUGGAAUCCGAAACACACGGACUGCCGGGCGUAACGGAGCAAGAUUUGUGAACGGAACACUUUGUGCACGUUGUAUUUGCGCCGCAUCUGACUCCUUUUGAAUCGUGGCGAUGCUUCCCAAAUGAGUUCAGCACGCUUGGCUGGUAAAUUCCCAGUAAUCUCAUUCAGACAAUCACUUUAUGGCCUAAUUUGACUCUGAAGAGAGCGGGAAAGGAGAGUCUUUUUGUGGUGAAGGAAGAUGUAACAUCGGAAAAACGGAAAUCUGACAAAAAAAAACCUAAAAAUGCUUGUCCUCGUGUUGGAGUGACUCAGUAACGGGCUCUGAUUGUUGCCGCAAUCCAUGCACAAGAUUAGCGGCUGGCUAUUAGCCAAGUCUGCGUUCCCAUUAACACUGAUCAUUCCGAGGUGCUACCAAAUAGGGAUGGACCCGGCAGCUAUACUGGUGAAUGAAUUCUCGCAACGUCCGAUCGCAUGUGUCUCAGCCAUUCAGAGGAGAAAAACAACCCUGCUGAGGUGACCUAUUACAGUACAAGCGUUAGAGCAUUUCGGAGCCAACUCCAGGCAGAAAAAAAAGACUCGGAUUUAUGCAGCACGAACUCUUUAAGAGAACUAGACACCUCGCGGAAAUGAGAAAUGAAGUCCAUUAGCUUUGGCUGUAUGGGAAUAAAAUAAUUAAUUUGCCUGUCGGUCCGCUGCUGAUGCGAGAGGCCGGUCAACAAACAAACAGUUCACAUUCAGUUCACACGUGUUUGCAAAUUGAUAUGAACUGGGGGAUUUGAAUUUGUAUCAUGGAUGAUUCGAGUAUUUUGAGGAGGAGAGGACUGCAGAAAGAAUUAAGUUUGCCAAGAAAAGGAAGUUUUUGCCGUACAAAUAACCGGAAGAGCCUAAUUGUGACUUCGAGCACCUCGCCAACUCUGCCGCGUCCGCAUUCACCGCUGCCAGGGCACACAGGUAGCAGCCCUCUCGACAGUCCAAGGAAUUUUUCUCCCAAUGCAGCAGCUCAUUUUUCAUUCAUACCAGCAAGAAGCCAUGGUCACAGAGCUGACAGGACUGAUGGACGCCGAUGGUCCUUGGCCUCUUUGCCAUCUUCUGGAUAUGGAACCAAUACACCCAGUUCCACUGUCUCUUCAUCCUGCUCGUCACAGGAGAAACUUCACCAGCUGCCCUAUCAGCCAACGGCCGAUGAACUGCAUUUUCUCAGCAAGCACUUCAGCACAGAGAGCAUCACAGAUGAUGAUGGACGACAAUCUCCUGCCAUGCGUCCUCGAUCACGUAGCCUCAGUCCCGGGAGAUCCCCUUGUUUCUAUGAUAAUGAAAUAGUAAUGAUGAACCAUGUGUACAAAGAAAGAUUUCCCAAGGCCACGGCUCAAAUGGAAGAGAAUCUCCAGGAGUUUAUCAAAUCGAGUGCUCCUGAAAAUGUGCUGCCAUUAGCUGAUGGGGUUCUCAGCUUUAUCCACCACCAGGUUAUUGAGCUGGCUAGGGACUGCCUGGCAAAAUCUCGAGAUGGGCUCAUCUCUUCCAGAUAUUUCUUCGAGCUGCAAGAGAACUUGGAGAAGCUACUGCAAGAUGCUCAUGAACGGUCGGAGAGUUCAGAGGUGAUGUUUGUGACCCAGCUGGUGAAGAGGUUGAUGAUUAUUAUUGCCCGGCCAGCCCGACUGCUUGAGUGUCUGGAGUUUGAUCCUGAAGAAUUUUAUCAUUUAUUGGAAGCAGCUGAAGGCCAUGCCAAAGAAGGACAAGGAAUCAAAUGUGAUAUUCCACGCUAUAUCAUCAGUCAACUGGGGCUCACCAGGGAUCCGUUGGAGGAAAUGGCCCAGUUAACCAGCUUUGACAGUGGCAGUACAGAAAAUGAAGAUUCUUUGGAUGGUCGUGGUGCUACAUUUAACACAAAGAAAACCCCGUGCGAGGAAGACUUUGAAAACCUAAAACUGAUUAGCAAUGGAGCUUAUGGAGCAGUCCACCUUGUGAAACAUAAGGAUACACGGCAGAGGUUUGCUAUGAAGAAAAUUAACAAGCAGAAUCUUAUUCUAAGGAACCAAAUCCAGCAAGCAUUUGUUGAAAGAGAUAUCUUGACCUUUGCUGAGAAUCCUUUUGUUGUGAGCAUGUUCUGCUCUUUUGAGACCAAACGGCAUCUGUGUAUGGUGAUCGAAUACGUAGAAGGUGGGGAUUGUGCCACUUUACUGAAGAAUAUUGGUGCUUUGCCGGUUGAAAUGGCCCGGAUGUAUUUUGCAGAAACCGUCUUGGCUUUGGAAUAUCUGCACAAUUAUGGCAUUGUUCACCGAGACCUCAAACCAGACAAUCUUCUCAUCACUUCAAUGGGUCACAUCAAGCUGACUGAUUUUGGCCUUUCAAAGAUUGGUCUGAUGAGUCUCACCACCAAUUUAUAUGAAGGGCACAUUGAAAAAGAUGCAAGAGAAUUUCUUGACAAGCAGGUUUGUGGAACCCCAGAAUACAUCGCUCCUGAAGUGAUACUGCGGCAAGGUUAUGGGAAACCAGUGGAUUGGUGGGCUAUGGGUAUAAUCCUGUUUGAAUUUCUGGUGGGAUGCGUUCCAUUUUUUGGAGACACUCCAGAAGAACUAUUUGGACAUGUCAUUAGUGAUCAGAUAGCUUGGCCCGAUGGAGAUGAUGCAUUACCACCAGAUGCUGAGGACCUCAUCGCAAAACUAUUGAGGCAAAAUCCAUUAGAACGCCUGGGUACAGGAAGUGCCUACGAAGUUAAACAACAUCGGUUCUUCUCAGAUUUGGAUUGGAAUAGUCUUCUCCGUCAGAAGGCAGAAUUUAUACCUCAGCUUGAGUCAGAAGAUGAUACCAGUUACUUUGAUACCCGUUCUGACCGGUACCACCAUCUUGAUUCUGAUGAAGAAGAUGACACCAAUGACGAUGAACAUGUAGAAAUUAAACAGUUCUCAUCAUGUUCACCAAGAUUCAGCAAGGUUUACAGUAGCAUGGAACGACUUACAUUGCAUGAAGAGAAGAAAACACCACCCCCAAACAAGCGCAGUUUCAGUGAAGAGAAGGAGGACAGAACAGACAGGUUGGAUGGGCUCAGUGGUCUGAAGACACGAGACAGGAGCUGGAUAAUUGGUUCUCCUGAAAUUAUCAGGAAGCGCAUGUCAUUGUCAGAAUCAUCUCACACGGAGAGUGAUUCCAGCCCUCCACUAACCGUGAGGCGCCGUUGCUCAACGCUGAUAGAGAUGCCACGCUUUUCGAUAUCUGCAGACGAAGAAGGAAAGAAGCAGCAAACAACCAGAACGUGGGAAGAUGCAUCGUUAACUAUUCCAGAACAGCCGACAGAGAAAGAUCUCACUCUGCAGGUGGAUGUUAGCCCUGCCACACCUGCCUCAACAAUCAGCAAUAUCAGCAGCUCGACUUUGACUGCAGGCAGCACUUUUGACCUAACUGAUCAGAGGUCCCGUAGUAACAGUGCAGAGGCAUCAGACUCUUCAACUCCAAAAGCAAUAAGUGACCUAGCAGUCCGUCGUGCUCGACAUAGGCUACUAUCUGGAGAAUCGACCGAGAAGCGGACCUCCAGACCUGUCAAUAAAGUGAUCAAAUCAGCUUCUGCAACCGCCUUGUCCCUUAUGAUCCCUUCAGAUCAUCAUACUGGUUCUCCUUUAGCCAGCCCUAUGUCACCACGUUCUUUGUCGUCCAAUCCAUCUUCACGGGAUUCUUCACCAAGCCGAGAUUUUUCUCCUGCAGUAAGCAAUCUGAAGCCUCCAAUCAUUAUCUACAGAGCUGGGAAAAAAUAUGGUUUUACCCUUCGUGCUAUACGAGUAUACAUGGGAGAGAGUGAUAUCUUUACAGUUCACCACAUGGUUUGGCAUGUGGAGAGUGAUGGGCCUGCCCUUGAUGCUGGCCUACGUGCAGGGGACCUGAUAACCCACGUCAAUGGAGAAUCCGUCCAUGGCCUGGUGCACACAGAAGUGGUGGAGCUCAUAUUAAAGAGUGGAAACAAGGUUUCAAUAUCAACAACUCCUUUUGAGAAUACUUCAAUCAAGAUUGGGCCAGCUCGAAGAUCUUCUCACAAGUCAAAGAUGGCAAGGAGGAAUAAGAAGAGUAAAACAAAAGAUGGCCAAGAGAGUAAGAAAAGGAGCUCCCUCUUCCGAAAGAUCACAAAACAAGCAUCAUUGUUGCACACAAGUCGGAGUUUGUCCUCCCUGAAUCGAUCGCUUUCAUCUGGGGAAAGUGUACCAGGUUCACCAACACACAACCUUUCUCCUCGUUCACCAACUCAGAAUUAUAGGUCCACAGCAGAUUCUACACAUUCAGUUGCUGGAAAUUCGUCUCAGAGCAGCUCUCCCAGUUCCAGCGUACCCAAUUCUCCAGCUAGUUCUGGUCACAUCCGUCCAAGCUCUCUCCAAGGACUGGCACCCAAGUUUCAACGGCAAUACAGGUCCCCAAGGCGCAAGUCUGCAGGAAACAUACCUCUCUCACCUCUUGCUCGCACUCCGUCACCAACUCCACAACCAACCUCCCCUCAGCGCUCCCCAUCUCCUCUAUCUUCACACUCUCUGGCCAGUUCCAACGUAGCACAGUCGUUCCCAAUUAAAUUACAUUCAUCUCCACCACUGGUCAGACAGAUGUCUAGGCCCAAGAGUGCUGAACCUCCAAGAUCACCAUUAUUAAAAAGAGUCCAGUCCGCUGAAAAAUUGUCUGCCAAUCUAUCAUCUGAGAAGAAGCUGUCAUCUUCCCGGAAGCAUAGCCUGGAUAUAUCACACUCUGAAUUCAAAAAGGAAAUGUUGCAGAGAGACCCCAGUCUACAGAGUUUACAGGAAUCUGCUAAUGAAUCAUCAGGCAAUAAACGUGGGCUUGCAGAAAAGGGAACUCUGAAGCAACCUGUUGCUAGAAAAAUUGGUCGGCAGGAAUCUUCAGAAGGACUGAAGAGGGGAAAGCUAAAUGACAAACUAGUAGCAAUAAGACAUGAUAGGGCAGAAAGGAGAGAAGCUCUGCAAAAACAGGAUGCCAUUCGCGAGGUAGAUACCUCUGAAGAUGAAAGUGAUGAUGGCUCAGAAGACAGCCAGGAAGGAAAGAAGUUGCAUCGACCCAGCAUUCAAAAAGAAGAUUCCACUUUAGUUGAAACAGGUUGUUCCUCGCAUAAAGCAGAGAGUAAGGAUUCUUCAGAAGAUGACCUUGGCUCUUUCACAUCUGAGGCUAAAGACACAAAAUCUACUGAAAUGAAGUUAACUCCUCUGCCAGAUCAAAACUUUGGAAAAACCAUUUUGGGCAGCACCAUGUCACAUCAAACAGGAGAACCUUAUAAAGUGGAAUAUUGUUCAAUCAACAUAGCACAAGGAGAAAACCUUGCUGCCUCAGCCAUCCAGAAAAAUAGCCAGGCUAAAACAGAUUCCAAAGACUUAAAAGCUAUUGAAACUGAACAACGUGUAAUGGAUUGUGUCACUACAAAGAAUAAUGACUCCCCAAAGACAAUGUUAUUUCAAAAAGCCCCAGAGGAAGCAUCAAGUCAAAUGCAUCGAAAGGCAGCACCAUUCAAAAUUCAGCAAAGCAUUCAAACUGGAUUGUUUGAAUCUUGCAAGGACUAUAGCACUCCACUUAAUCAAAUGAUGCACUUAACAAAGGAUGCACAUCAAAAACUAUCAGAAGCAACGGAUAAACUAAUUGCAUGUUAUUCCCCAAUGGCUGACAAUUUGCUUUGCAAAUCGGGAUCACCUCAAACUUCAAAACAGUCCAAGAGAAUUGAAUCUCCUAAGAAGCAGUCCAUUGCAACCGAAUGCAGGGCAAAUGAUGAGGUCAAAGGGCUAAGUGGAAAUAAACAGAAAGAUCCAUUUGAAAUUGGUGAGAAACUUCUUCAGUCACAUAAUGUGAAGUGUCAGGAAGUAAUUAAGCAAACCACUGUUGAACUUGAAGGAAGAGUAAGUCAGAAUGAACGAAAAUUAAAGGAAAAUGAGGAGCUGAAGGCUAAAAUUCAACCUACAUUUAGUACGGAAAACACAGGUUCAAAAUUUUCUCCAGUUAACUUUGCAAAAACACCUUUUGUUUCGCAUUUAGCUACUGUUGCCAAAAAUGUGCUGGGUCCAGUGAAAUUAGCCAUUCCUGGGAUAACAGAGACAGAGAAGAAGAAAGAAUUGGGAUCAGAAGAUUUGACAGCCAGGAAUGACAAGCAAACAUCACAAUUUAACACAUUUCAACUUGUAACAAUGUCAAAUGUCUUGACACCCUCAUUACUGCCCAUAAUUUCAAAAUCACGGGUUGAAGAAAAGACCACAGUUUGUGGAUCACCGUCAAAGCCUAACCAAGUCACAGGAGCGUUAAGUGAUCAACGAGUAUUGCAAGACACUAUGGCAAGUCCAUUACCAACGGAACAGCACCAAUCCCGUGUGGAAAAAAAUGAGAAAGAUCAAUCUGGAAACUGUCAUUUGAAAAAUAAACAACCAGCAGACCACAAGAAAGGACAAGAUUCCCUGCUAUCACACAAAUUCACGUGAUAAUUUGAAGAAAACCUAAUUGACAGUUUCCAGUUGUACAAAAAUAGUCAUCAGCAUCUAACUUAAAACAUCUUUCUGACCUUCCUAAAAGCUGCAUGAUUGACUUUAUUUCCAGUUGGAAAAAGUAACUCAAUAAUAUGUUUGUGAAUAGUUUUGCAUAUCCUUAACACUAUAUUCAUUUAUAGGGACAAUUCUUGUGCUGCCAAAAAGCUGUUUUACUUUUGUUUAGAAGUGAGCUGACAUUGCACAAUAUUUGGUGGGGUUUUUUCCCAUACUCUCUAUUGAUAACAUCAAUUUUAAUUUUAUGUUUGACCAAUGAUCUUUUUUGAAGGUAGCAAGAUGGAUGAUAAUUCCUGUGUACACUGUGAUCCUAUGAGAAAUGCCAUAAUGAACAUGAAUGCAUCAGGACAUUUAUCUUACUUGUCACCUCUAUUUUCUACAUUUUCAUAUUCAACUGGUUUUCAUUUGUAAAAUUCCUCUAAAUAGUGCAUUUAUAGCAAAUAGUCUCUGAUGUACAGUAUAAGUACAGCACAGGUUUGCCUACAAAGCCUUGAUCAAGGCCUAUGCUUUAUAAUUUACUGGAUUCAUCAUUAUAAAGUUGCCUGAAUCCUUAGCUCUGUAAUGUAUUUUGUCACUAUGCAAAGUAAUACAUUCCUGCAGAGUGCUUCAAGGGUGUAAUGUAAUUUUUCUUUGUAUUAAUGUAUCUGAAAAAUGUAUCUUAUUUAUUGUAAAUAUAUACAUGACAGUCUUGGAUGUCUUCAUGGGUUUGUGCCACAUAGAUAUUUUGUCUUGGAGGGAUAUAGUGAAUGUGUAAUUGAAGUGCUUUCACAAAUACAGGAAAGCAUUAAAAAAAAUAAAAUGUUAGUAUUUAAUCAACAUGUAAUCACCACCACGUGUGGUGCAGUAGGGAUUUUUUUGUGUUACCGCAUGUUGGCUUUAACCCACUCCCUUUAAGUAUACAGGGCUCUUAGCACAAUACAAAUUGUGUAAAUUAAUUAAUAUACAAAACCCAUAAGUUCUCUUUUUUUUACCACUCGCUUCAUUCUUUAAAAUUUCCCAUGAUAACAAUGUAAUACAUUUUGUGUUGGGUUUCAGCUGAUGUGCAUGUUUUAUGUUUGGUGUAACUCCUCAUCUUUUCAUCUUAUAUCAUGUUUUUGUUAAUAUAUUGCACUAAUAGAACUGGAGCUUUAGCUAGCCUAACAAUCUUAGAUUGCUUCGUUUUACUAGCACCUACGUUCAGCUAAAUGUGUCAGUUAGUUAAACUGAGUAAGUUAAAAUGUCAGUGAUUAAUACUGGCUCAAUUUUAAUUGCUGUGUUUGACUUUUAUAAAAAAAACAAAUAUUGUAAAAGAUUCUGUGGACUUAAUGGCACUGUGGAACGUAUACUUACAGUGCAAGUGACUGAUUUCUUUAUUGCUAUAAUGUUUUCAUUCAAAGUUAAUGAGGAAAAUACUUGAAAUAAAAGGGUUGUGUUUACUGCCAUGAAAGAAAAAAUACUUUUUGUGUACUUCUUUGCAUGCUUCUUUGCAUGCUUUUUGCAAAUUUGAAACAAUGUCCUUGUUUUCACCAUAUUUCAUAUCCAGUUUACCAUAGAUUAGGGGUUUCCAGCCUUUUUCGUCCCGUUUACCCCUGGCAACUUUAAUAGCACAUAACAAUGUAAUUUCACAUAUUUAUGAACAACUAAUGAUGAACAGAUACCGGUAUACCAGAACCAAACGCAGUCAGUCAA
Molecule: messenger RNA, 8974 nt
Organism: Leucoraja erinaceus (little skate)
Lineage: Eukaryota; Metazoa; Chordata; Chondrichthyes; Rajiformes; Rajidae
Gene: mast2
Product: microtubule associated serine/threonine kinase 2
Exons: 28
Coding region: 1595-7246 (1883 amino acids)
Biological process (GO): intracellular signal transduction; peptidyl-serine phosphorylation
Cellular component (GO): microtubule cytoskeleton
Molecular function (GO): magnesium ion binding; ATP binding; protein serine/threonine kinase activity
Source: RefSeq, a predicted model, not a curated record